AUGAGAGAAUUAAAUUCAUUUUUUGAUUAAUCUGUUUGUUCAACACCAAUACCUUUACUUAUGAAUUUAAAAUAAGAUGAAAAUUUUAAGCCAUAAGAAGUGAAUAAACUAUCAUCUAAGUUCAUAAAACCAUAGGAAAUUAUAUUUUCAAGUAUAAAUGCAAGAGAGUUGCGAGAACUUGAGAUUCCAAAAGAUCUAUCAAAAUUAACAAAAUUUGAUUCUUAUUUAAUUACUGAUAUUCCAUUAGAAUAUAUUGAAAAAGUAGUAUCUAAUUCUUCAAAAUUAAAAUCAUUUGGAUAUAAAAAUAUAUAAAAUGAUGAUUUGAGCAAUAUUACAAAGUCAUUAUCAAAUUUAUCGAUUUGUGAACUUAAUUUUGGAUAAUGGAAUUAAUAAGUCAAAGAUAUCAUUAUUUAAUAAGCAGACCAUUUAAAAAGUAUUACAAUAGAAAAAGGAAAUGAUGAAAUACUUCGAGAUUUGAUUUAAUUGUAUAAUACUAUGAAACAAUCUAGGAUUAAUAAUAAAGAUUAUGAAUAAAAAUUGGAAUAAAAUGAGAUUUCAAAUAUAUUAAAUCUUUAAGAGAUUAAGUUUACAUAAUUUGAUAGUUCAUCUAAUUAAUAGGAAAGUCUAUAGAUUUUUUGA
Molecule: messenger RNA, 639 nt
Organism: Paramecium pentaurelia
Lineage: Eukaryota; Ciliophora; Oligohymenophorea; Peniculida; Parameciidae
Source: the annotation of a GenBank genome assembly